UGUGUCUCUGAAUUAUUACAGCUGAAUGCUAAUGAGUUAUGUCUGAAUAUGAUCCCCCAAAGAGGCGCUAUAACACCUGCAAGUAACGGUCUCGAUACCUCGGCCCACUUCGCCUCUAACGGCUCAUAAGCUUCGAACCUCCCUAUCGCAACCUCAUCCAUAAACUUGACUCAAUAUUAGGAACCACUCGACAUUGAUUUCCAGUUCAGACAACUGGAAGAUCAUAUAAAAUACACAACCAAAAGCCAAGAUGUAUAGCCCGACGCCUCCACCACCAGUCCCUCCGCCGAAACCAAGCAGCCAUGACGCAAGCCGUUUAGGCACGCCCGCUACCUCGAACUCCCCUCGACCACCCGCCCCAGUCCCGGACGAUACAUUCAUGAGAUCCAUUGAAGGAAAGGGGAAAUCUACAGCUACCAUAGAUGCGUCGGGCUUAAUUCCGGCACCUACUAUGACAGGCGAGCCACCUAUACCAGAAGACCCUGGCGAUCAAUGGCUACCCAAGAUUCUCGAAGACAAAUCAAAACAAGACCUAGCCGAAAUCCUCAGCAACCCCGCGAUCCUCGACGCACUAACCCACGCCUCAACCUCCGCGCACCCCUCCCUAACCGCAACCCGCGACGCCCUCCUCGCCGCGCUCGACGAGAAUAUAGCGCUAGCCUCUCACCUCACCGAUCUCGAAGCAAGACUCGGGAACCAGCGCGCGUCGGCACAAGCCCAACUUCUAUCAACUCAUGCGCUAGAACGCCAGUGGCGGCAAAAGCAAGCCGAGAUGGACGCUGCGCUCGCGCCGUUUGCACCGGCCGCGCUGUAUGCUAGGUUAGGGCAGAGUCUGGCGGAGCAGGAGGCUGUGUGUCGCGCGCUAGAGGAGAGCUUUUUAGAGGGUGGGGAUUCGCGGGGGGGUGAGCAGGAGUUGGCCACGGAGAGGGAGACGUUAGAGUGGGUUAGACGGUAUAGGGAUGCUAAGAAGGUGCUACAUCUUAGGCAUGAGAGGAGGGAGAGGUGGAAUGAACAUCGUGUUGGGGGGUGGAGGUAAGGCAUGGGGUCUUCGUCAUGUUGGGUUUGGUGCUUGCGCGCUACGGAUGGGAGCCUGGGCAAGCACAGGUUAGUGAUAACAUCAACGAGAUGUGCCUGUGUCGAACUGCUGGGUUGAUUCUAAUUCUGGCAUGCUUGAUCCUGGGAUCCUUUACGAGCACGUGCGCAUCAACUACCUACAACUGUCACCGACAUUGAUCAUGUUGACCGCCAGAUUCGUCGGUCGGGAUACCACAAACGAUCAUGGGAGGCCAAUAUCCCCUUCCUGCCGGCCUAUUACGAGGUGCUUCAUCGACUGUCUGGCAUCCCAGGACAUACAGAUACUACGAGCAGCUAUCCAUGCC
Messenger RNA from Hypoxylon trugodes, 1379 nucleotides. RefSeq lists its product as uncharacterized. The coding region runs from base 251 to 1036 and encodes 261 amino acids. The transcript is spliced from 3 exons. The record is from RefSeq and is a predicted model, not a curated record. Gene Ontology annotation, biological process: protein targeting to vacuole; protein targeting to membrane; ubiquitin-dependent protein catabolic process via the multivesicular body sorting pathway. NCBI's taxonomy places the organism in Eukaryota, Fungi, Ascomycota, Sordariomycetes, Xylariales, Hypoxylaceae. Gene Ontology annotation, cellular component: ESCRT I complex.